Nycticebus coucang (slow loris) is the source of this 1971-nucleotide messenger RNA. It is a transcript of the gene ADAM32, whose product is annotated as ADAM metallopeptidase domain 32. Gene Ontology annotation, molecular function: metalloendopeptidase activity. Lineage: Eukaryota; Metazoa; Chordata; Mammalia; Primates; Lorisidae. Bases 1 to 1971 code for a protein of 656 amino acids. Gene Ontology annotation, cellular component: plasma membrane. The record is from RefSeq and is a predicted model, not a curated record. Gene Ontology annotation, biological process: binding of sperm to zona pellucida; cell adhesion; proteolysis. The transcript has 17 exons.
AUGCUUAUUAACCAUUCGUCUGUUAAAUCACAUGAACAGAUAUCCUAUAUUAUUCCAAUAGAAGAAAAAUCAUAUAUUGUGCACCUUAAGCAAAGAUAUUUUGUGGCAGCUAAUUUUAUGGUUUAUUUGUAUAAGCAAGGAUCUCUGAAUUCUCAUUCUUCAAAUAUUCAGACUCAUUGCCACUAUCAAGGAAAUAUUGAAGGAUAUCCAAAUUCUGUUGUAACACUUAGCACAUGUUCUGGACUAAGAGGAAUACUGCAAUUUGAAAAUGUUUCUUAUGGAAUUGAGCCUCUGGAAUCUGCAGUUGAAUUUCAGCAUCUUCUUUAUAAAUUAGGGAAGGGAAACAAUGAAUUUUCAAUUUUUAAUGAUAACAGAAGCAUAGAAAAAUACCCAAUGGACUAUAACAUUUUUAUAAGUGAAAAAUUGGAAUCAGAUGUUCCAGAUUUAUUUCCUCUUUAUCUAGAAAUGCAUAUUGUGGUGGACAAUGCUUUGUAUGAUUACUGGGGCUCUGAUAGCAUGAUCGUAGCAAAUAAAGUCAUUGAAAUUUUGGGCCUUGUAAAUUCAAUGUUCACUCAAUUUAAAGUUACUGUUGUGCUGUCAUCAUUGGAAUUAUGGUCAGAAAAAAAUAAGAUUUCUACAGCUGGUGAGGCAGAUGAGUUAUUGCAUAGAUUUUUAGAAUGGAAGCAGUCUUAUCUCACCCUAAGGCCUCAUGACAUUGCAUAUUUAUUUAUUUAUAGGGAUUAUCCAAGUUAUGCAGGAGCAACAUUUCCUGGGAAAAUGUGUGUUGCCCAUUAUUCUGCAGGAAUUGCAUUGUAUUCCAAGGAGAUUACUCUGGAGGCAUUUUCAAUUAUUGUGACCCAGAUGCUGGCACGUAGUUUUGGAAUAUCAUAUGAUGACCCAAAAGAAUGUCAAUGUGCAGAAACCAUCUGUGUAAUGAAUCCAGAUGCUAUGCAAUCCAGUGGCAUGAAGACUUUCAGCACUUGCAGUUUGAAUGAUUUUAAACAUUUUGUUUCGAAUGUGGGUGCCAGAUGUCUUCAGAAUAAGCCACAACUGCAGGCUGGUGGCGGAGCUGUCUGUGGCAAUCGUAUAGUAGAGGGAAAUGAAGGCUGUGAUUGUGGAACUCCAGAAGAAUGUGGGCCAGCUUCCUGUUGUGAUCCUCAAAGUUGUACGCUGAAAGAUGGAGCACAGUGUUAUACAGGAUUGUGUUGCAGGGACUGUCAAAUUCAAGCUGCAGGUUUUCAGUGUAGGCCCAGCCAGCAUCCUGAAUGUGACAUUCCUGAAAUUUGUAAUGGAAGCACAGCACAAUGUCCUCCUGAUGUAACUAUAGAAAAUGGAAAUCGUUGCCAAAAUAAUAGGUUUAUAUGUUUUGAUGGACAGUGUCCUGAUCCUGAUACACGUUGUCAGGCCAUGUUUGGAAUAGCUUCCAGGAGUGCUCCGUUUUCCUGCUAUGAAGAAAUAAUAACUCAAACAGAUAGGUUUGGGAACUGUGGUGUUACUGGUGAGGACAGAUAUAUGUUCUGUGGAUGGAGGAAUAUUCUAUGUGGAAGAUUGGUAUGUACCUACCCUUAUCGAACUCCUUUCGUACAACCAGAUGGUGAUGUGAUUUAUGCUUUUGUACGAGAUGUUUUAUGUAUAACUAUAGACUUUGGAAAAACUGGAAAUGAUCCAAUGGUUAUGUUACCUGGCACCAAUUGUGAUUUUGGAAGGGUGUGCAAUUCCAAUGGGGCAUGCCAUUGUGAAACAGGCUAUAGUCCUCCACAUUGUGCAGAAGAAGCUGCAGAAUCUUCUAGGAAGAUUCCAGAGGAAGAAGGUUUAUUCAAUGAAAAGGCCUCUAGGAACACUAAAAAGAACUGGCUCCUAGGUUUCUACAUUUUUCUUCCUAUUCUCCUUGUAACAACCAUGGUAGCCUUGGCAUGGAAUCAUUGGAAAAAGUGGAUCACCAAGGAAGAGGAAUCCUUAAGCAGCAAGUAA